This is a messenger RNA of Galleria mellonella (greater wax moth), 1014 nucleotides long. RefSeq lists its product as uncharacterized. The transcript has a single exon. Bases 1 to 1014 code for a protein of 337 amino acids. Gene Ontology annotation, molecular function: protein dimerization activity. The record is from RefSeq and is a predicted model, not a curated record. Lineage: Eukaryota; Metazoa; Arthropoda; Insecta; Lepidoptera; Pyralidae.
AUGAGUGCUUUAUUAGCUCAGAUUGUAAAAGAAAAAGGUUCAGGUGAAACAUUAAAAUUGCCAGGGAAAACCCGCUGGGGCAGUUACUGCACUGCGUUAAAAAGUUUAAAAAAAUCCAAAGUUGCAUUACAGACUUUAGCUGUUCACGAAGAUGCCACUAUUUUAGACGAAAUAAAAUCAAAUUUAUUGGAUUUAAAUUUUUGGACCAUGGUAGAAAAUUGUAUAAAGCUACUGGAACCUAUAACAGACAAAAUUUUCAAACUGGAAGGCAAUGAAAUACUUAUAAAUGAAGUUUACAUGGCUUUCAAAGAUAUUAAGUCUACAUUAAAUUUUGCAUUUCCAGAUAUAUCUGUUCUAAAUGAGCAUCAUAAACAACAUAUUACAAAUGCUGUAAUUAGGCGAGCAGAUAACUGUUUGAAACCCAUUCAUUAUGCUGCAUAUUUAUUAGAUCCAAGAUCGCAAGGCAUUGAAUUAGAAGAAGAACACGAGGUGGAUGCAAUGGAAUUUAUACACGACGUGAGCCAAUCGCUCAAUAUUGACGUUGGUGUAGAUUUAGCCAAUUAUAGAGCUAAACAGGGUUUAUGGAGCAGACCAUUUAUAUGGAAGAAUGUCGCUGAAAUUGACCCGGUAGUUUGGUGGAGAGGACUCUGCAAGUCCAAAUUGCUUAGUAGGGUUGCAGUACGUAUUCUUACUGCUCCCUGUACUUCAGCAGCCACUGAACGAUCUUUUAGCACGCAUGCGCAUAUACAUAGUCAUAAACGAAAUAGAUUGACUACAGACAGGGCAGCAAAAAUAGCUUUUAUAUCGUAUAAUUGGAACCUGUUACACAAACAUAAAAAUGAUGACAAUGACGAUGAUGACGAGACGUUAUCUACGCCCAGGCAAUUAUCAAGUCCGUUGGGUAGCCCAAUAAAUGAAGAACAACCUUCAACAUCUCGUGGAUAUACACAAGAAAUAGAAUUUUGUAAUAUUAAUAAUAUAUUUAAUGACAAUGACAGUAGCGACAAUGACUAA